This is a messenger RNA of Cydia splendana, 415 nucleotides long. RefSeq lists its product as uncharacterized. Bases 41 to 415 code for a protein of 124 amino acids. The transcript has 3 exons. NCBI's taxonomy places the organism in Eukaryota, Metazoa, Arthropoda, Insecta, Lepidoptera, Tortricidae. The record is from RefSeq and is a predicted model, not a curated record.
GGCUCGCCUGCGGCCGUCAUUCGUGAAAUGCGCGGUGGCGAUGAAGCAGCCUUGGCCGUGCGUGUGGGGCACGGGCGCCGUGCUUGCUGAGCGCGACGUAUGGGGUAGAUGGAGACUGCUGGGUUUGGGCGUGUACGGUCCAGGUUGCGGCGCGCCAUCACGUUUCAUCGAUAUGCAGCGCUACUACCCCUGGAUCGAGGACUCCCUGGACAAGUUCCAACGCAUCACCAUCUCGGAGAUCAAUCAGCACAAAUAUGUAUUGCGCAGUGGUGUCGCUUUCGGAUCGCUGAUGCGUUUUGGCGAAUGCGACAAUUAUGAGAAGCAAAAUAUCAUCUUUCGCGAAAGUUUCCAGCUGAGCGUGGACAAUAACUACAUGAAGAGAUUCAAACACAACGUGAGUCAUUCAAAUAUAUAG